AUGCAAGCCAUUAAACUCAUUACUGGUGCUACUCCUACUUGCUUUAGGCCUCCGUUUGGUGACGUCGACGACCGUAUUCGUGCUAUCUCCAAAGGCCUUGGCCUCACGAACAUCCUAUGGAAAUUCGACACGUUCGAUACCGUUGCUGGGCCGACAGGAAAGGUAGAAGAUGCUGAUAUUAAGAAGAAUUAUCAAGAGUUCAUCAAACUUGCUAAGAAUGGGACUUUCAGCAAGUCUGGAGCGAUUCUUCUUGCACACGAGACAAACAACCAAACGAUGCAGGAGGCGAUCAACUUUUAUCCCCAGUUGAAGUCCGCAUUCAAGCAUAUCGUGCCUAUUACUGUUGCUUAUAACAAGACCCAGCCGUAUGCUGAGAAGGAUUUCAAAUUCCCGGACUUCGCUAAAUACAUCGCCACCGAGCCCACAAAAGUGCAAGAUGGAACUUCAAAAGGAAUCGUCUCAACAACAGUAACUCCCACCUCUACCUCAUCAAUGUCUACUUCCCGCUCGUCUGCCAUCAAUCAGGCCAACGAUAACGGCGCGACCACGACACUAGCCACCGUUAAGGAAUCACAAACGGCUGCUGAUAACAACGUCAGUGGGUCGAAGAAGAAUGGGGCAGAGGCUUUAUUAGGCCAUUCUUCGACUUUGGUCGGGCCUGUUGUCCUUGCGUUUGUGAUGCUAGCUCUCGCUAGCCUGUAAUUUGAUUUUCGUAUUUAGGGGGUUUUAGGAUAUCUACAUGGACUCGGGGGACUCGGGAUUGUAUACGGUCACUUCAGCUGUAAAUGAACGUGAACACCGA
Marasmius oreades (fairy-ring Marasmius) is the source of this 802-nucleotide messenger RNA. RefSeq lists its product as uncharacterized. Bases 1 to 702 code for a protein of 233 amino acids. Gene Ontology annotation, cellular component: membrane. Lineage: Eukaryota; Fungi; Basidiomycota; Agaricomycetes; Agaricales; Marasmiaceae. Gene Ontology annotation, molecular function: chitin deacetylase activity. Gene Ontology annotation, biological process: carbohydrate metabolic process. The transcript is spliced from 7 exons. The record is from RefSeq and is a predicted model, not a curated record.